This is a messenger RNA of Podarcis muralis (Common wall lizard), 681 nucleotides long. The record is from RefSeq and is a predicted model, not a curated record. NCBI's taxonomy places the organism in Eukaryota, Metazoa, Chordata, Lepidosauria, Squamata, Lacertidae.
AUGGAGCAGUUCCUGGCUGUCCUUCCACUAGAGAUGGAGUGCUGGGUGAGGAAUGUGAGCAGAAGACCAGUUCCCAGCAGUAGCCUGGCUGAAGGUUUUCUCCUGAGUCAGCAGAGAGAGAAGCAGGCGGAGCAGCAGGGAAAGGAACUGUUUGCAGACAAGGGCUUGGAUUCCUCAGAGAGGACUCUGUGGGAAACCAGAGAGAGGCUGUUGGGUGACCAAAUGAUGCCAUCAAGACAUGCUCCUCCAUCUUUUCAUGGUGCUGGAGGGGAAGCAGCGGCUGUGGAACCAGAUCAAGGUCCAGUGUGCUUUGAAGAUGUUGCUGUUCAUUUCACAGAUGAGGAAUGGGUGUUGCUGGAUCCUGACCAGAGAGCUCUGCAUAAGGAAGUCAUGGAGGAGAAUCGUGAGGUCAUGGACUCUCUCAGUGCUGAUGAAUUGGAAAUUAAGAACAAGAGAGACCACUGCAAAAUCCACACAGUGGAGAAGCCAUAUAACUACAUGGUGUGUGGAGAAAGCUUCAGUCAGAGCUUCUAUUCCUCUUCCCAUCAAAAAAAUCCCAUUGAGAAGAAACUCUGUCAGUGCUUGAAAUGUGGAAACAGCUUCAAUUCCAAGAGGAGUCUCACUUCCCAUCAAAAAACUCAUAGCAGGAAAAAAUCAUAUCAGUGCUUGGAAUCGCUUUAG